AUGAGCACGCAACCGUCUUCGGCCAGUAUUGCUCGGCUGACCAAGAGGAUACCGAAGGGGACAUGGGACACCCACAUGCAUGUCGUUGAUCCACGCGUCUUCCCUUUGGACAAGUCGGCCUCUUAUCAAGCCUCGCCACAUACACUCAACGAUGCUUAUAACUUCCUCGAUCAACUCGGCAUUGAGAAGAUGGUCAUUGUUCAGCCUUCUAUCUACGGCAACGACAAUAGCUGCACACUCGACGGCCUGCGGAGACUGGGGCCCGAGCAUGGUCGAGCCGUGAUCCAAUUCGAUCCUGAUAACACUUCACGGAAGCAGUUGCGGGAGUGGCAUAACCUGGGUGUACGCGGAGUCAGACUCAACUUCAAGUCGGUCGGUGGCGAGAUCGAAGAGGGUCGUUUACGGGAGUCGAUGAUGAAGUAUGCCGCCGCUGUGUUCGGGUACAACUGGGCACUCGAGCUGUACAUUGCGCUGGAGGAUAUACCAAUCUUGGAGCGAGUCAUGCCCAGCUUACCCGGCAUGAAGAUAUGUAUCGACCAUUUCGGACAUCCUACCGCUGCAUCGCUGGAGAAAGCGAAGCAGGCUUCAGACAUCCCCGGCUUCGAUGCACUAGCCCGUCUGCUUCAACAAGGGCAGACGUGGAUCAAGAUCUCCGCCUCCUACCGCUUAAGUAAGGACCCCAAGAACGCCCUUGUCAACGAUCUAAAUCGACAGAUCCUGCGCCUCAGACCAGAUCGCUGUGUCUUCGCGACGGACUGGCCACAUACACGAUAUGAUGGACUCGAUGUUGGCCCUUACCUUGAAGCAAUACUGGAUGGAAUCGAGGCGACCGAGGGCGCCUCUUUGAAGCAAGUGUUGGUAGACAAUGCAGAAGAGCUUUUCGAUGCCAGAAACUCCGGGUCAAGUCCGACCGAUAUGCGCAACAAUUUCGCUCACCUUGCGCAUACUCUCCAGAUCCUACCAUGA
Recurvomyces mirabilis is the source of this 966-nucleotide messenger RNA. RefSeq lists its product as uncharacterized. Lineage: Eukaryota; Fungi; Ascomycota; Dothideomycetes; Mycosphaerellales; Teratosphaeriaceae. Gene Ontology annotation, molecular function: hydrolase activity. The transcript has 2 exons. The coding region runs from base 1 to 966 and encodes 321 amino acids. The record is from RefSeq and is a predicted model, not a curated record.